This is a messenger RNA of Ustilaginoidea virens, 342 nucleotides long. RefSeq lists its product as uncharacterized. Lineage: Eukaryota; Fungi; Ascomycota; Sordariomycetes; Hypocreales; Clavicipitaceae. The record is from RefSeq and is a predicted model, not a curated record. Bases 1 to 342 code for a protein of 113 amino acids. The transcript has a single exon.
AUGUGUUCUUGUUCAAGGCGCACUCUCCUGAUCCGCCGUCUAGGGGAUUGCAGCGUACUGAGAGAGCUGGUUCCCGAAACCAUUGGCAACAUACAAUAUCGCUUUCUUGAUGCCCAUUGGCGUAAUGACGACGACAUGGACGCCUAUCAGAUGAUGAAUCCCCCCUGUUGCAGCCAGCGAAACCAGCAAAUGGAGGCCAACUUUGGCAGUUUGACCAGACAGUUGGGGCAACAGCAACUUCCCAGCAUCUGUCCCAGGUCCUCACGCCUGGCGCGUCAGCCGGAAUCUCUGGCCGCUAUUCAAUCAGCGUCAGCGGAUCCGUCAGUGUCGAAUCUUGAGUAG